GAGUUUUUUGUAUAACUAGUGUAUGACAGAUCACGAACGAACGGUCAUUGCCUUACCAUCUUUUUAUUAGUUAUUCAUCUAUAUUUCUCACGUAGACUGCGUCCAAAAAAUGAGCGAAAGUGAAAACAGAAAUGAAGAGGAUAGGCCGCAGCCUCAACCGUCAACGGGACUUCACGUGCUUACAGCACACAUUAAGCGAAACAAAAUCGACUUCGCCCUUUGGUGCACCCGGUUCGCCACAAUCAUCUUCACCUUUAACUAUCUAAUCCCAAUAUUUGGGUCGGGCUACAAUAUGUACUAUAAAGCUCUGCUGGCUAAUUCCGCAACAAGUGCCCUACGUCUUCAUCAAAGACUUCCACAAGUUCAGCUGAGUCGAGAGUUUUUGGGAAAAGUGUUUCUAGAGGAUAGUGCUCAUUAUCUCCUUUAUUCAAUGAUAUUUUUCUAUUCUCCUCCUGUCACAUGGGUUUUGCUGCCAGUAUUUCUUUUUGCACUACUCCACAUUUCUAGCUAUUCUUUAGGCCUGAUUGAGCUAUUGGGCCCAAAUGCCUUAGGAUUGGUGAGGAUGGCUAUUGGAAUUGUGGAAGUACAAAGUGUCAACCUUUUGAGAACUAUUGCCUCUUCUGAAAUAUUCCUAUUUCCCUUGCUGCUUCUCUCUUUUUUCAGUGGUCGCGCUACGCUCAUGACGCUGUUCGUGUACUACAGGUUUCUUACAAUGCGUUAUUCGUCUAGACGUAAUCCCUACACGAGGAAUACUUUCGGCGAACUUCGCAUUCUUGUCGAAAGCUUCGCACAGAACCCAUCUUGUCCAACAGUUAUCCGUAAUCUAGUAUCUAAGUUGGUCGCUCUUAUCUCCCGGCUUGCUCCUCCUAUUAUAACUGCAGAACAACAAUAACAGAUAUUGCGAUUGCGAUAUGGGUGUCUAUGCCGCCUAAAAAAAUUGUCCAUGCCCUUUUGUUUUUAUCUAGUUUAAUCCAGUAGAUGUUUGGUGUACUUCCUUAAUGUAAGUGUGAAGAAUAAAUUUUUUCUAUAAAUGUA
Molecule: messenger RNA, 1035 nt
Organism: Daphnia carinata
Lineage: Eukaryota; Metazoa; Arthropoda; Branchiopoda; Diplostraca; Daphniidae
Product: transmembrane protein 33-like
Exons: 5
Coding region: 110-892 (260 amino acids)
Biological process (GO): endoplasmic reticulum tubular network organization; membrane organization
Cellular component (GO): endoplasmic reticulum; membrane
Source: RefSeq, a predicted model, not a curated record